This is a messenger RNA of Sycon ciliatum, 2130 nucleotides long. RefSeq names its product polyadenylate-binding protein-interacting protein 1-like. The record is from RefSeq and is a predicted model, not a curated record. NCBI's taxonomy places the organism in Eukaryota, Metazoa, Porifera, Calcarea, Leucosolenida, Sycettidae. Gene Ontology annotation, molecular function: protein binding; RNA binding; translation activator activity. The coding region runs from base 277 to 1725 and encodes 482 amino acids. The transcript has 14 exons. Gene Ontology annotation, biological process: regulation of translational initiation.
GGCGUAGACAUCUACGUGACUACUCUUUGUAUCUGUGAUUGUCAUACUUGACUGAUGACUAUCGACUUCGCUUUCAUUUUGAGUUGUGACUUCAGGAUCACUUUCCUAUGGUGGUAGCAAGGAUCCGCUUGAAAGUUCUUUCGUGAGGCCGUGUUGGUGUUGGGUUUGGCCUCAUUUGGAUUUUCACCCUUUGCCGUUGCAUGCGAAGGCACAAGGUCAAGGUGAUUCGAUUUUGCAAUACAGAGGUUCCCCUCGUUGCACACGUUUCGAACGGAGAUGAGCAACCACGUUGGGAGAGGUCGAGGUAGAGGUGCCAACAGGCAUGGACAUCAAGCUGUGGAUCCAUCAUCGGCAGCUGGUGUCCGUGGUACUGCGGUUGCGGCUCCAACGUCAACCCGGCAGGUCCUGGAAGCUGCUGCUGUGCAUGUGAAGGAGUUCGUUCCUCGUACUAGUGGGUCUGCCCCCCCUCUACCAGCCACUGCUGUCAAUGCUCAGGUAUUCCGCCCUCGGCAUGCUGGCCCGCCUCCAGCUGCAGCUGCGCCACCACCUGUCGCUAUGGGUAAUUCAGCGGCGUCUACAGCGUGGUCAGUAGGCUCGGCACAGCCUGAUUCGUAUGCUACCCAUACUGCAAACCAUCAAGGCCAUGGAUCCACGUCGAGCUAUUCUAAUUCAGGUGACACCGAGGCUUACGACCUAGGCACAACACCCCAAGAGACAGAUGCGUUGCUACAAGUUGAGCAGCUUAUCAAUCGCCUGCUCACGGACCCUUGGUCACUGGAAUGCGAGCUGGAUCAGAUUGUCUUGUUGCUCAACCGCUCCAUUGUAUCGGAACAAGCGCUGUACACCCUCUGCCAUCAUAUCAUUCAAACGGGCUGGCUCUUUCCUGCAUUUUCGUAUGUCGGCGGCCGUCUUGUUCAUCUACUGGAUACAAAUCUGUCCAAGAAUGGCGUCCUCGGAAAGUUUCGCAGCAUUUUUCUUCAACUACUGAACAGUUCCUUUCAUGACCUGGGGGCUGCUUCAGGAGAACCAAUGCGCCGCCAGGAGUGGCUGAAUUUCUCGAUCUUUUUCGCUGAGAUCUAUCGCAACCUCAUUAUUAUCCAACCUUCGAGCAAUGUUCCGUCUCCCAUCAAAGCUCUCAGCAUGCCUUUGCUUGAGAUUGUGCGCUCGUUAAUGCUGCAGCCAGGUGAUGACACGAUGCAAUGUGCAUGUAACAUACUCAAGUUGACAGGGUCGUACUUGACUCAGGAUGCAGCAGACAUUCUCAGGCAGUGCACGGAAGGCUUGAAAGUACUGCCCAAACAUGAACUGUCCCUGGGCACGCGCCGUUUAAUCGAGUCAGUACUGCGUCUCGAGUCUCAGAACUGGGGCUCCUCGCCGGGCGUUGUUCCGCAUUCACCCGUCUUCAUCCCAACCACCGACCCGCUCGCGUUUGCCCCAUCGGAGCCUGUGACAGCACCAGCGCACAGUGUGGCAGCGGCGGCAACGAGUAAUUCACAUUCGACGUAUCCCACAUACUCACAGAACUACGGGUCGGGACGAGCAGAUCCAUUGGAGAGUGUGACCAACACAAUGGCAUCAAGUUCACUGCAACCGGUUACGAACAAAGACAUGUGGAGUGAGUAUGCGGAUCCCGACGAUGAGUAUGAGGAUGAUGAUGACAUGGCCCUGCAGAAGGAUAUGGAGGAGGAGUACGCACGUUUCCUUCGAGAGACUGAGGACAGUUGAUGCGGUCAGCGCACGGCCCUGCUUCUUGUGCUUCUGUUGAAAAUGGUGUGUUGCCCCUGACGACAGUGCCUGUGUCGGCAGUAGGAAAUCUGUGUCUAUCGUUUUUGUUGAGCUUCAGAUUGCCUCUACUGUACCUCUCUAUCAUUUCCCACCUGCAGUAUUUUCUACUCAUGCAACAACAUACAUAUUAUCAUAGUAACAUAUUAUCAACCAUGCAUGCAACAGGACUGAUUUUGGAGACCCCAUUUUUACACAAAAUAUGACGGAAAACAUCUCGAUCACCUGCCCCAUGAUACAUGAUAUUGCAUUUUGUAUUUGUUACUUUUGUGUGUGUCCGUCAUCGUUUUAUGCUCAUACUUUAUAUGCUGAUGACUUGUGUAUCCUGAAGAAGCUUCGCACACUGUG